AUGGCGGGAGAAAAAGUAAAGCUGGGUACGCAGAUGAAGGAUUUCAUCAACCUGGGAAAGAAAAUCUUCCAGGACAAAGAAGUCAGCGACUACGAUCAACUUCUCGACGAUAAGAAAGAGUUGGAAGAGAAGCUAGAAGCUAAGAACCAGGAGUUUGACGCCAAGGUCGAAGAGGUUGCUGCUUUGCAAGCAGCUGCAGAUGAGAGAGUAGCAAAGGCGGAUGCCAAGACUGAAAGCUUAUUUGAGGAGUUCCAAAAGAGGUAUAAGGAAUGGGAUGUGGCGACAAGCAAAGAGUCGAACCUGGAAAGUCAAGUCGCUGAGCUGAAGGAGGAGUUGAAGCAAGCGAACACAAAGGCCGAGAAUGCUGAAGCCUCAAUGAUUAUGCUGCAGGACAAAUUGUUUGCCCGUCAGAAUGCCCUUGCCGAGAUGGAAAAAGACUUGAACUUGUUGAAAAAAGAGUUGAGCAGUAGGAACAGAGAGUUGAAGGGAACGUUAGGGGAGCUUCAAGUCAGUCAAGCUCAGAUGGAGAGACACAGAAUCGAAAUAGGGCUGGAGUACCCACAUAUGGAAGACCUCGCGAACAACUUUCGAAACCUAUCGGACGGUUGUCAUAGGAUGGCAAAGAGAUUCUUUUGCACCGAGCUACCUUCAGAGUUCUUGGCAAACGACCCAUGGAAGCAACUUGAACCCUUCAUCAAGCUUGCUCCACGAAGGAUACCCAUGUCGAAUUCCAUGGCUGCGCGGUGCCUUAGGAUGGCGACUGCAGAGAGAAUCAUAGCAGACAAGCUAUGUGCCGAUAUGUUUCGACAGUAUUAUCUACCUCACUCAACACCAGCUCGCGAACUCAUCGAUGACAUAACAAGACGCCUUCACAAAAAGAACCCUUUCAAGGAAGCUGUCUUUCGCUUGCAAUUGCUUGCCGCUUACGAGCUUGACGAGCAGAGUUUUACUGCAAGUCUCAUCAAGUUCGCAACAGACGAUGUUCUCAAGGUUCUUGAUCCUCUCCUCAUAGCUUUGGGUACAAAAGAUGAGUUCCAAGCCGCAUUGGCAAAGUUAUUUGAAGAAGCCGUCAAGCUUUGGAAGUUGGUCCAGCGAAGUGAGGCGAAGGCUUGGGUGACCAAUGAUCCUGAAUAUGGUCGGCACAACGAUGAUCAAGAUGGAUGGGACCAGAAUGAAGAAUACGAUACUGCAGUGGGAUUGACGAAUGAGCAGAUGUCUCAUAUUCCUGACCAGGUUGAACCUAUAAUGUCCCUGUUUCCCCAAGUGUCGAUCGGAAAGGAAGUGAUCUGUCCUGGUUGCGCUCUCUGGUCAGACCAGAACACGGUGGUCGCUGCCAGCAUAGAGUUUGGUCAGACAAACUCACGCACUGCACUUCAAGGUCGAUGGAUGACUCGCAGAGAUUCUGAACGACGAAGACUGAGUUCUGGUGGUUCGCCAAGGAAGGCAGAGGACUUUUCAAAGCCGCCAUUAAGUCCAUCGGCAGCUUAUCAUUCGUUCCUCGAGCGUGCUGACAGUCGUCCUGGAAGUAGGAGGCCAUCACCACCUAUCCGCAAAGCAACGCCGCCAGUUUCUCCUCCUGCGUCACCACCGGCGUUGCAGCCCAUCGAGGUUGGUGGGGAUUGA
Molecule: messenger RNA, 1623 nt
Organism: Mollisia scopiformis
Lineage: Eukaryota; Fungi; Ascomycota; Leotiomycetes; Helotiales; Mollisiaceae
Exons: 3
Coding region: 1-1623 (540 amino acids)
Source: RefSeq, a predicted model, not a curated record